Messenger RNA from Metarhizium acridum CQMa 102, 837 nucleotides. RefSeq lists its product as uncharacterized. NCBI's taxonomy places the organism in Eukaryota, Fungi, Ascomycota, Sordariomycetes, Hypocreales, Clavicipitaceae. The record is from RefSeq and is a predicted model, not a curated record. Gene Ontology annotation, cellular component: fungal-type cell wall. Gene Ontology annotation, molecular function: acid phosphatase activity.
AUGUGCCCUACCUUCAAAGACGACAGCAGCGCGCAACAAAACGCAUGGAGCUCGAUUUGGCUUCCCCCAUUCAUCCAACGCUUGUCGAAAUUUAUUCACGGCAACUUGACUCUGGACGAGUCCUCUUGGGGCGACUUUCCCUACCUGUGCGGCUUCGAGUCGCAAAUCACGGGCAGACUUUCUCCGUUUUGUGACACCUUUACACAGGACGAGCUUGAGCAAUACGAAUACCUACAAGAUCUGAGGUAUUACUACGGCCUCGGUCCCGCUACCAAUGUCUCAUCCAAGAUGAUGGUUCCGUUUUUGCACAGUUUGAUGGCUAGACUUGCGGCAGGACCAGAUGCUAGAGGUACCACGACCGGUGGUGGCUUUUUCAAUGUCCCCAACUUGCUAAUGAGCUUUCUCAACGAUGGCCAGCUUGUUCAGCUUGCUAGCGCCACUGGCAUUUUUGACAAUGAGAAGCCUCUUCCGGUCAAUAGAAUCGCCGGAGACCGCCUCUGGCGCAGCUCACGCAUCACACCAAUGAGAGGAACCAUUGCUUUCGAGAGGCUCAACUGCAAAGCUGGCGGCCCUGCAACCAGCAGUCCUGGUCAAAACAAAACCUUUGUACGGAUUCGUCUUAACGAGGCUGUGUAUCAACUGCCAUUUUGUCACGACGGGCCGGGCAAGUCAUGUAGUCUCAGCAAGUACGUUAAGUAUGUGGCUGACAAAUUGGAGGCCAAUGGGAGUUUUGCCAAGCUGUGUAAUGUGACGGAUCCCUCCGCACCAACUCAGGCGCUCGGUGCUAGUUUCUUUGGUAACUUGGGCGAAUCGCACUUGCAAAUUGUCAAGCCAUGA